Messenger RNA from Dermochelys coriacea (leatherback sea turtle), 6479 nucleotides. RefSeq names its product transmembrane channel like 6 (gene TMC6). The record is from RefSeq and is a predicted model, not a curated record. Bases 1939 to 4743 code for a protein of 934 amino acids. Gene Ontology annotation, molecular function: mechanosensitive monoatomic ion channel activity. The transcript has 20 exons. Gene Ontology annotation, cellular component: plasma membrane. Lineage: Eukaryota; Metazoa; Chordata; Testudines; Dermochelyidae.
CGCUAGCUGGGUGCUGGAAUUAUCAAUAUGGGAAACCACCAAACAAAAACUGAACCAUAAAUUCUUUUAUUAAAUCCAAGGACCACCUAGUAUUUAUACAAUUGCUCUGAACAUGCCUGAAAAGCCAACUCAGUAAGCAAUUUCCUACAUCCCCUAUAGAACAAAACAUUCUUGAGCAUUUGAUCAAGACACCCACAAAGGGGCUAAGCGUGGGGUACUCAGACUCAGGCUGGUCGGUUCCAGGGUGGCCAUGUCACCUACCACAGAUGUCACUGCCAAUUACUGAGUCAGCUAGAACCCACUGGAAACAGGUCACCCCGAGUUCCAGUCUCAGUCCAGACAAGAUUUACGCUCUCCUUUCUCCCUGAGGCCUUUCCUCCCCUUCUUGGUGCCCAGCAGGUUUCCACUGCACCUGGGCUCACGCAGGCAUUAACACUGGGGAAGGGCCGUGUUGGCUCAUCUGAAGACGGAUUCUUUUUGUCAUAUUUUUAACCAUCUGCAGUCACCCCUAUUGGUCAGAAGCCUUGUUUUUAGACACUUCCCCUUAUCACAUUAGAGAUUCGUGGAACCCCACUCCAUUCCUCCUGGUUUUCAAGGCCUUCCUUCCACUUGCCAGUCAGGGCCUUUCUUUACAACACUGAGAUUUCCUUAACCAAGCUUAAGCUAACCCCAAUUCUUUAAUUUCCUAUUUAUCCUGUGCCAGGGGGAGCUGCCAAAGACAUGCCCAGCUCCACACUCGACCGAUACCGAGAGUCAGACAGCCAUGGGCAGGGAGGGUCAGCCUAGCAUGACCUGGGGCUCCCUCCCAUCUACUGGGAGAACAAUUCCACUUUUGAUCCUUCUCCAUUGAGCUGCCCCUGGGACCCUGGGGCCCUGCAGAUGCUGGGGUCCCAGGUGUCCGGGGUAGCCCUGGUUCUCAGCAGAGAGGUGCAUAGGUGAUCAGAGGCAUUCACAGCCAGUCAGGGGGUCUGGUUAGGGCAGGAGCUCGCUCAGGCCACAGCUCAUUCUGCCAGUGCCUUGCACAGACUUUCCAGCUCACUCGGGGUGCAAAAUGCAUCUUGGUAUGUGACCCUCUGGGAGCUGGACUGGGUGAGAGGGGGACGCCCCUCCCCUGGCCUUGGGCUGCACAGGGCAUUGUGUGGGGAGAGGACAAAGGGUUUGCAUUUACAUGCUGCCCAGGCAGGGACACACAGGCUGUUUGUUCUGGUGCCCGCUGAGGAAUCAGAACUGGGAGUGUGGAGAAGAGAGUGGCUCCUUUUUCCUGCCUGUUCUGGUUGGGGGAGUAGCCCCAACACACAGGAUAAAGCUCCAGCUUUUCCCUCUCUCUGACCCAUGUACGGCAGGCUUGGCACUGUGGUGUCUGAGUCCUGACCCUAGGUGCUGCAAGGCUCCCAGGCAGUGCCCAGCAUUGACCAUCUGGUCUCUCGGCUAGCCGGUCGGAGGGUGGAUCACUGCUGGGAGCUGCUCGCACUGCAUGACAUAUGGUGUCUGGGGCUUUGCACAGAGCAAGUGGUCGGCUGGGAACAGACAGAGCCCCUAGCUGGAAACCUGCAACCAUGCCUGGGUAGGGAUGGAGGAGGGUCCCUGCCGGGACAGAGGGAGCCAGGGGGUUAGUGUGUCUCUGGGCAAGUCGCAGCAGCGCCUAGGAAAGGAGGUCGAGGUUGCGUAGUGCAGAGGAUGUGGGAGAGAUCUCUCCUCAUUGCUGUUUUCUGUGCAGUUUCUUUUUACAAAUCGGUGGGUUUCCGCUUCCUUGGCUGUAAGCUGCAACAAAAGGUCAGGGCCCUUGUGUAAAAAAGGAAGCAAGCGCCCUAGAAAUGACAAGUGGGAGAUGAAGAGAAGAGGGCGCUGCUAAGAGAGUGUGUUGUUUGGCGAACUCCAGGCCCCGGUGUUGUCUGGAUCUGGGCCCUGAGCUGCUGGAAUUGCACUUGAGAACCCGAGAUGACCCAGCCAUUCUCUUUCACCCUUUGUGUUCCGGAGAGUAGGGACGGUGCCAGCCCAGAUCUGAGCCUGAGCGAUGAGGGUGCUAUGCACAGUUCCUUCCAGCAGCUCCUCCAGGAGCAGAGCAUGGAGGAGCAGGAGCUGGAGCAGGAGCUGGAGCUGCAGGAGCUGACCCUCGGGGGCAGAGAAAACCUGGCCCAUGGGGCUGCUGCAGCCGGCCGCACCGAGGCCUGGGAGGAGCCAGAGCUGAGGGGAGAGCACCCGGAUUUCUCUUCAGCCACGCUACGGAUCCUUGCCAGCAUGCCCAGCCGCACCAUCGGGCACAACCGAGGAGCCAUUAUCUCGCAGUGCUACAACCGCACAACCAAGCUUCGCCGCCGGAGUAGCUGGCCACCACUGCACCAAGUGUCCCGCUCUGCACGGCCCAGCCUGCGGCAGUACGACCUGGAGCUGGACGCCGGCCACGCAGAGCAGGAAGACACACACAGCCUGCUGGUGAAGGAGCUGCAGAGCCUCUCAAGCAGCCAGAGGAACCACAUGCUGCAGGCGAUGCCCAUGAGCCUGGCAGAGAAACGCAGCCUCAGGCAGGAGUUGGGUGGACACAGAAGCACCCUGAGGAAACCCAACAGGACCAGGAGGCCUUUGUCCUGCUGCGGCCAACUCAAACACGACUUUGUCACAGGGUUCCGGAGUCUCUGGGAUGGGUUCCUCUCCCUCCUCCACUCCCUCCAGCCCUGGCAUCAUUCCCUGAAGCAGAUCGGCGGCCGCUUCGGCUCCAGUGUCUUGUCCUACUUCCUCUUCCUCAAGAUGCUUCUCAUGUUCAAUGCCUUCUUGUUCCUGACCCUCUUGAUCUUCAUGGUAGCAAUGCAGGCCGUGUACCCCCCGGCCACUGAGAACAGCAGGCUCUUCACAGGGCUCGAGCUCCUCACUGGGGCGGGCUACUUCACUCAGACUCUGAUGUACUAUGGCUACUACAGUAACUUCACCCUGAACGACUCCUGCACCCCCAGCAGUAGGAAGUGCCAGCCUGGCAAAGGCCAUCUCCUGUACAACAUGCCGCUGGCCUAUGUGUUCACCAUUGGGGUCUCUUUCUUCAGUACAUGCAUCCUGCUGAUGUACAGCAUGUCCCGAUCCUUUGGCGAGAGUUACCGCGUGGGCAGCACGUCGGGGCACUUUGCCAUGAAAGUGUUCUGUGCCUGGGACUACAAGGUGAUCCAGAGACGCUCCGUCAGGCUGCAGAACGAAAACAUCCGGACUCAGCUGAAGGAGCUGCUAGGAGAGUGGCAGUCCAAGUCUCUCCCAAUGAGCCUGUGCAGGAGGGUGGGCAGGAUCGUGGUUCUCAGUCUGGCCUGGGCACUGUCUCUGGGCACCGUCCUAGGCAGUGUCAUCGCAGUGUAUUACUUCUCCGAACACAUGCUCAAGGUGCACCAGGACAGCCGAGACAGGGGGAGCAGUGAGACCCAGCAGGAAGCCUUCCUGCUGGUUCUGCCUAUGGUGGUGUCUCUGAUGAACCUGGUGAUGCCGUACCUGUAUAACCUGCUGGCAGCCUGGGAGAAGCAGGAGUCUCCAGCACUGGAGGUGUACGUGGCCAUCUGCAGGAGUUUGAUUCUGAAGAUGGUCGUUCUGGGCCUGCUGUGUUACCACUGGCUGAGUCGGACGAGGGGAUACUACUUGGAGGGCGAGUGCUGGGAGACGUCUGUGGGGCAGGAGCUGUACCGCUUUGUGGUGAUGGAUUUCAUGUUCACACUCCUGGACACUUUCCUUGGGGAGCUGCUCUGGAGGCUCAUCUUGGAGAAGAAGCUGAUGAGGAAGCAGAGGCCUGAAUUUGACAUUGCCCGGAAUGUGCUGGAGCUGAUCUAUGGGCAGACCCUGACCUGGCUGGGGGUUUUCUUUUGCCCCCUCCUCCCAGCUGUCCAGAUCCUCAAGCUAGUGCUCCUGUUCUACAUCAAGAAGGUAACGGUCGUCCCCACCCACCGGCCUUUGGCUCGCAGCUGCUGUUCGGCCUCAGCAAGUGCUGCAGCUGCAAUCACGCUGUCCAGAGCCGGGAGGUCUAGAGGCUGGACUGGGGGAAAGGUCCCCGCCGAGUUCUAUAUUCAGCUCUGUCCAGAAACAGAGGAGAGCUCCCUGAGAAGAGAGGGGUCAGACGGGCGUUCCUCACCUGCACCAGUUCUCACCCUCUCUGUUUCUAUUAGCAGCAGUGGCCUGAGACUCCCUGGGCCCAGAGAACAUCUGUCCCAUGUCCUGGCCGAUGGGGGGUUGUUACACUCGGGUCAGAAGUUAGUAGCUGGUUUAACUCUGUAUCUCCAGACCAGCCUGAUGAAGAACUGCCAGUCUCCCAGCAAGCCGUGGCGCGCAUCUCACAUGAGCACUGUCUUCAUCACCCUCCUGUGCUUCCCCUCGUUCCUGGGCGCCGUGAUCUUCCUCUCCUACAUCAUCUGGGCAGUGAGACCAUCCAAAACAUGUGGCCCGUUCCGGAUGCAGGAGACCAUCUACAAGUCAGGGAAGACUUGGGUUCAAGAGCUGGAGAAAUCCAGCCCAAACAUUGCCUGGGUCACCUGGAUCCACAAGUACCUGGUGGAAAAUACCUUCUUCCUGUUCUUUGUGUCUGGAGUCCUGCUAGCUGUGAUCUACCUCCACAUCCAGGUGGUGAAAGGACAGCGGAGAAUCAUCUGCCUGCUGAAGGAACAGAUUGACAACGAAGGGGAAGAUAAGAGAUUUCUCAUUCAGAGGCUUCAGUGCAUUUAUGGGAAGCAAGAGACCCAUCCUUGGGUGUCAGGAGUCCCUUGGAAGGAGCUGAAUGUGUGACCAGGACUUUCCCUCUGGCCGCAGCCUCCUAUUGGAGAGACCGGAGCCAGGAAUGGACUUUACAGGGCUGCACUGAGAGAUGCAGACAUAUCUCUGAGAAAACCAGUCUCCUGCUGGUGCUAGCACCCAGGCCAUGCCCUACAGCUGCACUGGCGUGUUAUCUUUGGGCAAAAACCUCCACACCUAUCAUGUACUGGUGCUUGUAACUCUGUCUCUCCAGGAAAUGCUGCCGAGACCUUGCCUUCCAUCAGGGCACAGGGUCCAGACGCCAUGCGGGCGGUCAGGCCCUGCUGGAGCCGAGCACACCUGGUGCCAACGGGUUCUAAAAGUGAUGGCCCAAACCAGGCUCUUGUCUGACAGUGGGAUGUUUAACGCUGCUGGGCCUUCAGCUGGUGUCUGCAAAGCCACCAGAUCCCAACCUGGCUGUCCCAGCAGCUGGGUGGUUUUCAGGAAGCCCCUCCCCUGGGGACAUGUUACUCUGUUACUAUUAAAACCACGCUCCCUCUUUCUAAGCUCCCCACCGAGUUAGAAAAAAGAAAAGGAGUACUUGGUGGCACCUUAGAGACUAACAAAUUUAUUUGAGCAUAAGCUUUUGUGAGCUACAGCUCACUUCAUCGGAUGCAUUUUCUACUCUGAAACCUGUCAUUUAUUUUGUUGUUUUCAAGUUCUUCAGUAACUGGCCCAGCUGGUUGCUGGUGACUGUUUUCUGUCACAUGGUUGUGAAAAGAGGGAGCUCCUGUGGCAGCUCAUUCUAACAUCCACUGAUAUGCAGGCGUGGGGGAGAAGUCCUCACCUCUGUCCCAGAACCUUGUCUGAACUGACCAGGGCUUCUCCUUCCCCUGCAAUCCCUUACCCAGAAAGUCUGCCCCAAGAAGCUGAUGUUCCAAAAUCUGCUUUCACCGUUACGAGCUGUGAGGCAGCAGCCCAUCCCAACAGCUUGGUGGCCACCCAUGGCACCACUCGUGGGCAUCUGGCAAUUGCUAACUACCUCCGGCCUUUGUUUCUCACUGGAUGAGCACAGCUCCUUGGAGAGGCAGGCAAGGCAGAAAAGGAUGGACUCAGCAAACUCCACAGCUAUUACUGAAUGCUAGGACUGACCAGUCAAGCGAGGAGGUUUUGUUUCCUGGGGCCUGGCAAGAGCAUGAAUGCCAGCUUCAGGGCAGACUGUUAGGAACCAGGGCUUAACCCCACAUUGCCUGGGAGUUUUAGACUUAGAUUUCACCAGCCAGGUUCAAGUGUUAACUCCUCAGGCACUGAAACAGCCUUAACAUGGAGUCACAGACAGAUGUGUGAUGAAGUGGGACUGUUCUUAAUGUUAAAUGAAUGCAUCCGAUGAAGUGAGCUGUAGCUCAUGAAAGCUUAUGCUCAAAUAAAUUUGUUAGUCUCUAAGGUGCCACAAGUCCUCCUUUUCUGUUUGCGGAUAAGGGUGUGUGACUGUUGCAGAGCCCUAGAGGGCAGGUUGUGCAGGGGUCUGGACACAGAAAAGGGCCAACACCUUGUUUCCCGGCAACUGAGGGCCUGGCCCCUUCCCCCCUGCAAGGUGAGAGCUCAGAGGAGGAGGGGGUGGAGGGUGAGUCAGUUUGGGGCUGGCUGGAGAUGAGGAGUGAAGUGCAGACGUGCUUGUCUGGCUCACUGCCCCCUAAAAUGGACUUGGCUGAGGGGUCCUAUUCUCUACAUCUACAAGCUCUGGUUUAGACCAUGUUCCUGUCAUCUAAUAAACCUUCUGUGUUACUGGC